Molecule: messenger RNA, 1531 nt
Organism: Prorocentrum cordatum
Lineage: Eukaryota; Dinophyceae; Prorocentrales; Prorocentraceae
Source: the annotation of a GenBank genome assembly
AUGCCUGCUGGCCAUCUCUGGGGCCCUGCCACGGGCCCCGGUGGCAAGCGCGUGACCAUCGUGGCGGGCGUCUGCGGCAACGCCCGCGCCCUCUGCACCGCGCUCACCACGCUGCUCGGCACCGGCGGCACGGUGCACCCGCGCGGGGCGCAGAGGGCCGACGUGGAGGUGCAGGGCGAGCAGGUGGAGCGCGUGGGGAAGGCCCUGUCGCAGUUGGGUUGCUUGCGCGGGCUGGCCGGCGAGAAGGCUGGCGGCGCGGUGGCAUUGGUGGCGGAGCGGGACUGCGGCUACGACGAGUUCCUCCGCCGCACCGAGCCCCGCAGCAAGGCCCGGCACGCCAAGGCGCAGGGGCCAGACGCCAAGCUCCCGGAGCCGCCAGAGGACGCCCCGUGCCGCAAGUGGCACGGCUUCUGGCUCUACUGCACCGGCGCAUGCGAGCAGCGGCCGCGGCCCGCCCCGGGGCCGGCGGCGAGCGGGCCCCAGCGGGUGGCGGCCCAGGACGGGCAGCUCGUCUGCGAGGAGCCCGGCGGCGCGGAAGGCGAGGGCAUGUGUACGCAUGAGUGCGGCGCCACCUUCGGGCAGCGGCGCACGCUCGAGCUGCACCGCCGGCAGCACCGCGCGGAGCGGCAGCAGGAGGAGGCCCAGCCGCGGCACCCCCCCGCCGCCGCGGCCGGCGCUGCGUUCGCUCCGAGCGGAGGCGGAGACUCCUGGCGCUACGACGGGGCCUACAACUCCAGGGAGGCGGCGCUCGAGGAGGAGAGCGCAUGGGGACUCCUGGGCAACACCGCGGGUGCCGCCGCGGACGACGACGACGGCGUCGACGCCGUGGCGGCCACGUACCUGGCGAACAGGCGGGACGCCCCCUCGCUGGCGUCGUUCAUCGAGGCCUCCCUUCAGCCUGCCGGCGUGCAGCGCCGGCGCAGGGCCCCUCCGCAGGCUCCGCUGGCCGGCACGGAGGAGGUGGCCUGCCCCGUGUGCGGCGGGCUGGUGGCGGCCGCGGAGAUGGACCGACGAGCACCUCGACCUGUGCCUGGCGACCGCCGCCUCGGCCUCCGCCGCCUCGGCCUCCGACCUGUGGCCCGGGCCCGCCGGCGGCGCGGCCGUGGGCGCCGAGGAGGAGUUGCCGGCGGAGCUGCUGGAGAGCUUGCUCGAGCUCGACCUCUCCGAGGAGGCGGGGCGGUUCUUCUGGGAGCGCUACGAGGAGGAGGCCGCCCUGGCGCAGGCGCCGGCGCGCGAGGCCUUCCUCUCGGCUCUGGAGCGCACGCUCGCCGCCUUCGGAGGCGCAGAAGAGCAGGGCGGCGGCGGGCGCGGCUGGGACAACGGCCCGGGCGCGCGGGAGCUCGCAGGCGGGAGCCCGCAGGUGGACCUCGUCACGUGCCCGGUCUGCGCCCUUCAGGUGCCAGCCGACGCCGUGGAGGCGCACGUGGACCUGUGCCUCGGGGGCGGUGGAGGCCAGCAGCCCACGGCAGCGCCGCGCGGUGCCGCCGAGCCAGCGGCCGCGGCGCGCGAUGCCGCGGCCGCCGCUGCCGCG